Messenger RNA from Pantherophis guttatus, 4773 nucleotides. NCBI's taxonomy places the organism in Eukaryota, Metazoa, Chordata, Lepidosauria, Squamata, Colubridae. The record is from RefSeq and is a predicted model, not a curated record.
CCCCCCACCCUUUCCGAAUCCCUGUCUCCCAGUCACUGCUGCAUGUGUUUGCCCUGAAAUCCAGCCAGCUCUUGGUAGCGGCUAGUCCCACCCGUGCCGUGUUUUCUGUGCCCCCUCCCCCUUGCGCCUUCACUCGCCUUCCUGGCCUCGCUCUUUGCCUCCAGUGACCUCAAGGAAAAGCAGCCACACAUUCCGGUGCAUUCCGUUGUGCCCUUGUGUUUCUAGGUGUGGAUUAAAGUUGGGCUGUUUUGACAUUCCUCCCCUCUGCGUCCCCUCCCCCUUUGGGGUCAUCCUUGGCCUCAAGCAGCCUGCAUGGCACAGGUAGUGCUCCCAGGGCCUCUGGCCUCUCUCCUUGCGCUCCCUGGGGGGAGGGUGUGUAUGACAAACCCACUCUUGACCUCUUGCCUCCCCCCAAGCCUCCCAGGCCCCUUCCUCCUUCCCCCACGAAUACCCCCCACCCCACCCCAGGAGCCCAGUCUCUGGAAUGCAGUUGGCAACUGAGCCUUGUGCUGUUCACUUCCCUUUUCUUUUAUUCUCUUUUUCACUUUGCUUUUGGGAAAAAGUCCCAGUGAUGCACUCCUCAUUCCAGCUGAUAAAGCUCUCUCGGUUGUACAACUGUGUCUGGUUUCCUUUCUUUGGGUGAUCCCUCAACUGGAUCCAGGCUGCUUCUGGCUCUGUGUGUGUGUGUGUGUGUGUGUGCGUGCGUGCGUGCGUGCGUGUGCAUACGUGCUUAGAGACCCCAUCCUGAGCCGAGCCAUCUCUGCCUGGUUGGGAAAGGGCUUGGCCUGGCCUGUUCCUCCCGGGCUCUUUCCUCAGGGUGCCCUCCAGGGCGCCUCCUCCUUGGUGCCCUGAGGCAGGAGAAAUCCUUGUGUUGGGGGAAAUGGGUUUCUUCACAAGCAUUUACUACAGUUCUUGUAAUCACAGUUUGUGUUUUUUUGCCUAAUUUUAAAAAGCGCCCCUGUUUUGCAGAUGCCCCCCCCCAGCCCUUGUUCCUGGCCUUUCUCCAGCUGUCCAGCAGAGCUAGCCUUUGUAUUUUGUGCAGGAAGGGUCAAACAGCAACAAGGCCUGACAGCAGGAUCAUGUGGCAACCCGGAGCCCUGGACUUUGUGGCCAGCUUGUGAGGGUGAGGAUUCAGCAGGUCCCUGCAAGCCCCGAAGCGGAGGCCUAGGGGUCAGCUGGAUGUACCCAGGCAGCCAAAGACGCCAUCUGCGAGUGGAACCCGGCAACCCUAACGCCUGGUUGCCUUCACUGAGAUGAUCUGAGGAGGGCUGGAGACGAGCAGGACUCUGAUUCUAAGAUGACCCGAACAGACCCACCUGACGUCCUGGUGUCUGCCGUGUAUCAGGACGUCCCUGUGGCCUCCGUGGGAUCCACCCACUCUGCCUUCUGCCAGCCCAUCAGGCGAUGUGACUCCUCCAUGUCUUCCUCGUUGAAGAACCAGCCUUCCCAACACUUCAACAAGCGACACUGUCGCAGCUUCGAUUUCCUGGAGUCUCUCGACGACCCACCGCCUGUGACUCCCGCCAUGGAGCGGCAUUCCCGACGGCCCCCCACGCCAGAACCCUCCUCGGCUCCCGUCGGCAAGAGGGUGUCUCUCCGGGCCGCUGUGCAGGAAAACUAUAUUUCCCAGGGGAAGGAACUGGCUUCCCGAGCCGAGCCCAAGAGACGGGCCCGAUCCAAGAGCGCGCCCCGCGUCAAAUCCACCUUCACUCCUGUGGUCAUCCCCAUGGCUUCGGGCUCCCCACCGGCUCCAAGUAGGAGAGGGCGGGAAGUCCAUCGAGUGUCCCGAGAGCCUGAGCGGGCAGAAGCGUCCCCUCGCCGGGAAAGCAGCUACGCCUCCAUGAAAGCCUUGAUGAGCGAGGUGCACCCCAUCAAGCUGCAGCCUCAGCGGGCCGGCAGCAGCCGCAUCUCGCCUCUUUGUGUCACAGGAGCAAACUGCCCUGAAGAGGCCGCCCUGGCUGCAAGGCCCCCGCCGCCCAGUGUGCAUGUCAAGCGCCGGGUGGACAUCAAGCCGGACGAGGCUGCUGUACUGCAUGCAGCUCGCAGUGCCAAGGGGUCACAGGGCCAUGGCGAGGCUCUCCUGCCCUGGCCUCGACCUCCAGGCACACCCCAUAGCUUGACCGUGCCCAGCAGCCGGCAAGUGCCCAUGUCUCGGACUCCCACACCCAGUGAUACUUACAGUGGGGAACACCGAGGGCUGGCCCCCUACCCCCCUGAAUUUUGCGAUGGAGGUCCUGCUGUGCCCGAAAGCGGCUGCCUUCCUUACAUCCCCUACGUGCCCCCGAGGUUCUUCUACACAGAGGAGCCAGGCAGUUUCCCUCAGAAAAGUUCCAGCUACAAGUCCUACCCUCCCGCUUAUGGGGGCCAGGUCCUCCCGCCGCAAACCUUUUACGCAGAAGAGCCUCCCCCAGGGGGCUUCUACCCUCUUCCGGCGAGGACCUUUCUGGUGGAGGAAAACAGGUCUCCUUUCCCCAUUCAGGAGGCCCCUGCUCAGGCUUUCUAUGCGGAUGACCCCCGCCUUUACACUCCUAGGACUCUCCCCGCAAAAGCGGUGUAUCCCGAAGACCCCAGGCCUUACCCUGCCUUGAGGGUCAACCCACGCAUCUUCUACACUGAAGACUAUGGGAAAUACCACGAGCGGGAAGCCCUCUCUCGCACUUACCCCCACUCCCGUAUGGCUCCCGCAGUGCAGUUUAAUGACUGGUACUGCCCCGAAAGGGGGACGGUGCCCUACCCAGCCUGGCAGAUGACCCGCUUUCCAGCUCACCAGCCUGCCUCCCAAGCCAUGCUGUCAUCGUGGCACGCCAGCUACAGUGUGAGCCCUCCCCGGCUUGGUGUGGACACCAGGCAUUACUCCAAAUCCUGGGACAAUAUUUUGACCCCUCAUGUGCGCCGGGAAGACCAGCUGCUGCGUGGCCGUAGCUAUGAGAACCUGCUGUCUCGGGACCCACAUCGGGCUUUCUCCCCCGAUGACCGGCGGCAACCAGUGGUGGUGAACCUGUCCAGCUCCCCCAAGCGUUACGCUGCCCUUUCCCUCUCGGAGAACUCCCUCGUCGAGAAGAUGCAUGCUGACAGGGGGCGCCAUGGCUGGUUCGUCACUCCAGAGAUCACCAUCACGGACAACGACAUCCGAGGCAACCAUGGGCUUGGCAAGCAUGACAGGCGCUCAGCCAGUUGGGAUGUCCUGGAUUCAGGGGAUGCCCGAGACAGGGCCUACGUUCCCCACCAAUCCUACGGCCCAGACCCUGGUACCAAAGAGAGCACCGCCCGCCAGCGCAGCCUGGAGCAGUUGGACGAGCUCAUCACCGACCUGGUCAUCGACUACAAGCCUCCUUCCGUCUGCCAGCCCAGCGAGGUCAGCAACCUGGCCGAUCAGCUGAGGCAGUUGAUCAGUGAUGGGCUGGGGCUGCCUCCCAAGAAGCCGGACCCCUGGAGGUCCUCAGAGCCCCAUCCCACCAAAGAGCAGCCUGGCCGCAGCUCCUUCCAUGCUGACCUUUGGAAGGACCAGGGCCGCCGCUCCACCGAGCCCCCGGGGCCCCCCAGGCCCUUGGAGAAAGGCCCGGAGGAUUGUUCCCCGGAUCUCAGCGCUGACGAGGACGACCUGAUGAUGUGCUCCAAUGCCAAGUGCCGCCGCACGGAGACCAUGUUCAACGCCUGCCUCUACUUCAAGUCCUGCCACAGCUGUUACACCUACUAUUGUUCUCGCCAUUGCCGGCGGGAGGACUGGGACACCCACAAGGAGAGCUGCAUCUAUGGACGGAUUGGCAGCACCUGCCGCCACGUGCUGCAGUUCUGCCGGGAGAAUGGUGAGGUGCACAAGGCCUUCUCCCGCAUCGCCAAGGUGGGCUUCCUGUCUCGGGGCCGAGGGGUGCUCUUCCUGGGCUUCCCCAGCUCAGGCUCUGCCGAGAACUUCCUGCAGUUCGGCCUGGAGAGUUUGCUGAUGUCCCCCACUUACCUGUCGCUGCGGGAGCUGGAGGGCUAUUCAGACAACCUUGGGGAGUACGCCCAGGAGCUGCAGGAGGCGGGGCAGCAGUACGACCCCCAGGAAUGUUUCCUGCUGAACGUGACCGUGGCGGUGGGGCAGGAGGUGCCCGAGCGGCCCUCCCCCAAGGUACAGGUGCCAACCGUCCGCAAGUAUGCCAAGAUGGCCUUGGCGUCCUCCAGCCCCGAGAAGAAGAUCCUCAAGAAGGAGCGAGACAUGGAGACGCUGAUCUUGACGCCUCCUCCCGGCACAGCCGACCUGGACAAGGACGGCGAGGAAGGACGCAAAGCGCGAGAAGUUUGCUUCAUCAACAUCCAGCGCGAGCUGCGCAUUCGCGGCGUCUUCCUGCGGCACGAGUUCCCGAAGGUUUACGAGCAGCUGUGUGCCUUUGUGGAAAGCAACAAGCGCUUCACACCCACCACCAUCUACCCCAUGGAUAAGAGGACCGGCAAGCAGUUCAUGUGCAUGAUCAUGGCCGCCUCCGAGCCGCGCACCCUCGACUGGGUGGCCAGUCCCAACCUCCUGGACGACAUCAUGUAAGGCCAGCGGUGUGUCCAGAAGGCGGUGGCCCCUUCCCUUCCCCUCUUACGUCAGUGCUAAGGUGAUGGUUAGUCUCUUCCGGUUCUUUCCGAGCAAGGAUGGUCAAGGUGGGGCCCAGCAAGGGACGGGGUCCCUGGGAGAGGGAGGGCCUGUGUUGGUGGCCCUUCGCCCUUACUGGAUGUGGGCAUUUGUCAUUGUUUGAAGGAUGAAUCCAAAUCUGGUCACCUUCAGUAAAGCAGAUAUUUUAGGAA